GCGACGAGUUCCGGAAAGGGGACGAGCAGCCAAUAUGGCGGCGGAGCGCGGCGCAGGGCAGCAACAGUCGCAGGAGAUGAUGGAGGUCGACAGGAGAGUGGAAUCGGAGGAGUCGGGCGAUGAGGAGGGGAAGAGGCACAGCAGUGGCAUCGUGGCGGACCUCAGCCAGCAGAGCCUGAAAGAUGGGGAGGAGCGGGGCGAGGAGGACCCGGAAGAGGAACGUGAGCUGGCUGUGGACAUGGAGACCAUUAACCUGGACAGAGACGCAGAGGACGUGGACCUGAACCACUAUCGCAUCGGGAAGAUCGAAGGCUUCGGGGUGCUGAAGAAGGUGAAGACUCUCUGCCUGCGUCAGAACCUCAUUAAGUGCAUCGAGAACCUGGAGGAGCUGCAGAGUCUUCGAGAACUGGAUCUCUAUGACAACCAGAUCAGGAAGAUCGAGAACCUGGAGUCCCUGGCAGAGCUGGAAAUUCUAGAUAUUUCUUUUAAUCUGCUGAGAAACAUCGAAGGGAUUGACAAAUUGACACGACUGAAAAAACUCUUCUUGGUCAACAACAAAAUCACCAAGAUUGAGAACGUCAGCACCCUGCAUCAGCUGCAGAUGCUAGAGCUGGGGUCAAACCGCAUCCGGGCAAUUGAAAAUAUCGACACAUUAACCAAUCUGGAGAGUCUGUUUUUGGGGAAAAACAAAAUCACUAAACUGCAGAACCUGGACGCACUUACCAACCUGACCGUCCUCAGCAUGCAGAGCAACCGGCUGACCAAGAUCGAGGGUCUGCAGAGCCUGGUGAACCUGCGCGAGCUGUACCUCAGCCACAACGGCAUCGAGGUCAUCGAGGGCCUGGACAACAACAACAAACUCACAAUGUUGGACAUUGCAUCAAAUAGAAUCAAGAAGAUUGAAAAUGUCAGCCACCUCACAGAGCUGCAGGAAUUCUGGAUGAACGACAACCUCCUGGACAGCUGGAGCGACCUGGACGAGCUGAAGGGGGCCAGGAGCCUGGAGACGGUGUACCUGGAGCGGAACCCCCUGCAGAAGGACCCCCAGUACCGGCGCAAGGUCAUGCUGGCCCUCCCCUCUGUGCGGCAGAUCGACGCCACCUUCGUCAGGUUCUGAGGCUGCGCCCGCGGCUGCUCCCUCUGUCCUCGGAGAGCGUCCCGGCCACGGCUUUUUAAUCACCUGUUGCUCCUGCAGUCGUCACCACAUCGCGUCACAAACCCAGUGGCAAUGAGAAGGCGCUGACGCCCACGGGCGUGGAGAUGCCCCACUAUUAAACCUUGCCACAGUC
Messenger RNA from Lepus europaeus (European hare), 1289 nucleotides. RefSeq names its product protein phosphatase 1 regulatory subunit 7 (gene PPP1R7). Bases 35 to 1117 code for a protein of 360 amino acids. The record is from RefSeq and is a predicted model, not a curated record. Gene Ontology annotation, molecular function: protein binding. NCBI's taxonomy places the organism in Eukaryota, Metazoa, Chordata, Mammalia, Lagomorpha, Leporidae. The transcript has 10 exons.